This is a messenger RNA of Corythoichthys intestinalis (scribbled pipefish), 1771 nucleotides long. RefSeq names its product ammonium transporter Rh type B. Bases 67 to 1473 code for a protein of 468 amino acids. Gene Ontology annotation, cellular component: plasma membrane. Gene Ontology annotation, molecular function: ammonium channel activity. Lineage: Eukaryota; Metazoa; Chordata; Actinopteri; Syngnathiformes; Syngnathidae. Gene Ontology annotation, biological process: ammonium homeostasis; ammonium transmembrane transport. The record is from RefSeq and is a predicted model, not a curated record. The transcript has 11 exons.
ACCUCACUGUUCUAUUUCCCUUCCAGAACCUCUCUCUCUUGCAAGCACGCGUCUGUUCUGGCAACAAUGACGGACGCGUCCACCAACAUGCGGCUGAAGCUGCCUGUGGUCUGCUUCAUCCUGCAGAUUAUCCUCAUCAUCCUCUUCGGCGUGCUGGUCCAAUACGACGACGAGGUGGACGCGAGGAAAUGGCACGAGCACCAGCAGAAGCACAACCUCUCGGAAUAUGAUAACGACUUCUACUACCGCUAUCCCAGCUUCCAGGACGUCCACGUGAUGAUCUUCAUCGGUUUUGGCUUUCUGAUGACCUUCCUGCAGCGUUAUGGCUUCAGCAGUGUGGGCUUUAACUUCUUGAUCGCCGCCUUCGCGCUGCAGUGGGCCACGCUCAUGCAAGGGUUCUUCCAUGGCAUGCAUGGGGGGAAAAUACACAUUGGAGUGGAGAGCAUGAUCAACGCUGACUUCUGCACCGGCUCUGUCUUGAUCUCCUUCGGCGCAGUUCUGGGCAAAACCAGUCCUAUCCAGCUCCUGGUGAUGGCGCUAUUUGAAGUCACGCUGUUUGCCGUCAAUGAAUUCAUCCUUCUGUCCGCUUUGGGGGCUAAGGACGCGGGCGGGUCCAUGACCAUCCACACUUUCGGGGCCUACUUCGGCCUCAUAGUGGCUCGGGUUCUGUACCGACCUAACCUGGAUAAGAGCAAGCACCGGAACUGCUCAGUGUACCACUCGGAUCUCUUCGCUAUGAUCGGUACCAUCUACCUCUGGAUGUUCUGGCCCAGCUUCAACUCUGCCAUCACGGCGCACGGCGACGACCAGCACCGCACGGCUUUGAACACAUACUACUCGCUAGCCGCGUGCACGCUAGCCACGUACGGCAUGUCGGCCCUCACCGCUCAUGACGGAAAGCUGGACAUGGUGCACAUCCAAAACGCGGCGCUGGCCGGCGGCGUGGCAGCGGGAACGGCGGGCGAAAUGAUGCUGACGCCCUUCGGCUCCAUGAUCGUGGGCUUCCUGGCCGGAGUCAUCUCCGUCCUCGGAUUCAAGUUUCUCUCGCCCAUUCUAGAGAAGAGGCUGAAGAUCCAAGACACGUGUGGCGUCCACAACCUCCACGGCAUGCCCGGCGUCCUGGGUGCCAUCGUGGGGGCUGUAACUGCCGCCGUGGCGUCCACCGACACCUACGGAGAUGGCAUGGCCGACGUGUUCCCGGAUGUGGCCACUGGCGACGUGGAAGCGUCCUUCCAGGGCGUCCGGCAAGCCAUUUCCCUGGCCGUCACACUCGGAAUCGCUCUCCUCGGGGGGCUCAUUGUUGGCUUCAUCAUGAAGUUGCCCAUCUUUGGAGCUCCUCCUGACACCCUCUGCUAUGAGGACAGCAUCUUCUGGGAGGUUCCCGGGGCCGAGGAAGGCCACGAGGACCAGCUGACCACUGUCGUAUCCGCGGAAACCGAGAAACUCAAUGGACAAGAAGAUGAGCAUCAUUAGGCUUCCACCUGUAGGUGGCGCUGUGCUGCACACCUGCGUGGGAAGUGAUGAAGGACGCCAGCACAAUUUCCAUACCAAAGAACAACCAACUUUCUUUAAAAUGGCAAAUUUUCAUUCAAAUAUUUGUAUUAUUCCAUACUUUGGGGUUUAUAUAUGAUAGUUUUUUUCUCCUGUUAAACAAGUAUGGCUAUUUUUGAUUGGCCCUUAAUGUUUUUUUUUAAGUCCCAUUUGUAUUCUCGUGUUUUUUAAGGCACGAUAUUGUAUUAUUUUUGUCCAAAUAAACUUUUCGAGUGUGUAA